AUGGAGAGCCUCUACGCCAAACUCAGGGCGAUGGGCAUAACAUUUAAAGAGUAUUAUCACAUGCCUGUACCAACCUCUAAAGAUGCUGUAAAUUAUCUGCCUCCGGAACUUUUUGAUGGUUUCUUAAAGAAUCUAUGUCUAAGAGAUUCGUCAAAAAGAGCCUACCUAGUGUCAACGCUAUGGGACACAAAAAUUGAUAUUAAAAGUUUGUCUAAAAUUUUAAAGGCGCCCAAACUCAGGUUUGCCGAGAUAGACUAUUUGACAAAUUCCCUGGGCACUAUCCCUGGAUCAUUAUCCCCCUUAUCCCUGAUGAAUGACACAAAUAAUGAAGUUCAAAUGGUUUUUGAUGAAGCGAUUAAAGAUAAGACUGAGAUUGUUGUACAUCCUUUUUGCUGUGACAGAACCAUUAAGCUAACAAUGAAUGAUAUGAUGAAAUUUUUAAGUGAUUGUGGUCAUGAGCCAAUAUUUGUUAAUGUAAUGCCUAUGAAAAAUAAGAAAUCUGAAAAUAAAUCAAAUGAUGAAAAUAACUGUGGGUUGGGAAUUAAUUGUAAAAAGAGUGAAAACUUUGCUGAAUGGUACACACAAGUAAUCACCCGCAGUGACUUAAUUGAAUAUUAUGAUGUGUCUGGGUGCUACAUUCUUAGACCUAAUAGUUACUACAUUUGGGAAAACUUCCAAUCCUACUUUAACCAAUACCUACAAAAGUACGGUGUUGAAAAUUGCUAUUUCCCAUUGUUUGUGAGUAAAGAAAGGUUGGAAGCAGAGAAAACACAUUUGGAGGGGUUUUCGCCAGAAGUAGCUUGGGUUACAAAGUCCGGGAGUUCUGAUUUGGUAGAACCAAUAGCUCUUAGGCCAUCGAGUGAGACGAUCAUGUAUGGUUACUAUGCCAAGUGGAUUAGGUCCUAUCGCAACCUGCCCCUCAAACUUAAUCAGUGGAAUUCAGUUGUGCGGUGGGAAUUCAAACAACCUACUCCCUUCAUCCGAAGCCGCGAAUUUUUGUGGCAAGAAGGACAUACGGCCCAUCGUAACCAAUGCGAAGCAAUGGAAAUGGUUUACAAGAUGUUAGACGUUUACAAGGAGUACUAUGAACAAAUAUUGGCAGUACCAGUGAUAAAGGGCAUAAAGUCUGAGGGUGAGAAAUUUUGCGGCGCUGAUCUCACUAGCACAAUCGAAGCUUUUAUCCAAGAAAGUGGUAGGGGGAUACAGGCGGCUACAUCUCACUACCUAGGGGUAAACUUUUCAAGGAUUUUUGACAUAUAUUAUGAAGAUGAGAAUUUGAAGCGACAACUUUGUCAUCAAACAUCUUGGGGAUUUACCACACGGGCACUAGGUAUCAUGGUAAUGAUACACAGUGAUGAUAAUGGACUAGUGUUGCCACCAAAGGUGGCCAAAAUUCAACUAGUGAUAGUACCAAUCCUCUUUAACAAUGCUGAGAAAGUUUUACAAGUGGCCAGGCAGUUGCAUAAUAAAUUAAAUGAGUGUUUUAGAUGCGUGUUGGAUGAUAGGGACAACUACACUCCCGGAUGGAAGUUCAACGACUGGGAAUUAAAGGGGGUUCCACUUAGAAUUGAAGUAGGGCCCAAAGAUGUGGAAUCUAAUACGGUUAGAAUUGUACAUCGAGAUAAUGGAAAUAAGGAAAAUGUUCCAAUUGACGACAUUGUCACAAUUGUAAAUCAGAGGUUGUGUGAUAUGCAAAAGAGACUGUUUCAAAAGGCGAAAGAGAAGCUAGAUUCCAGUAUCGUGAAGGUGUACGAAUUUAAAGAGAUAAUUCCAAAUAUUCUGAAUAACAAGUUGGUAAUGGUUCCAUGGAGUGAGGAAGUUGAUAGUGAGGAAUUAAUCAAGAAGAAGGCACAAGAAUUAUUAGCAGUUGAGUCUAAUUUGGGUGGAAUAAAGCCCUUAUGCAUACCCCUAGAACAACCAGAGCUACCAAGUGGCACCAAGUGUUUUUUCACUGAGAAAUUGGCCAAGAGGUGGUCUAUUUGGGGCAGGAGUUAUUGA
Molecule: messenger RNA, 1998 nt
Organism: Babesia microti strain RI
Lineage: Eukaryota; Apicomplexa; Aconoidasida; Piroplasmida; Babesiidae
Product: prolyl-tRNA synthetase
Exons: 8
Coding region: 1-1998 (665 amino acids)
Biological process (GO): prolyl-tRNA aminoacylation
Cellular component (GO): cytoplasm; aminoacyl-tRNA synthetase multienzyme complex
Molecular function (GO): ATP binding; proline-tRNA ligase activity; aminoacyl-tRNA deacylase activity
Source: RefSeq, a predicted model, not a curated record